This is a messenger RNA of Hypanus sabinus (Atlantic stingray), 5516 nucleotides long. Its product is annotated as cadherin-20-like. Lineage: Eukaryota; Metazoa; Chordata; Chondrichthyes; Myliobatiformes; Dasyatidae. The transcript is spliced from 11 exons. Gene Ontology annotation, cellular component: catenin complex; plasma membrane; adherens junction. Gene Ontology annotation, molecular function: calcium ion binding; cadherin binding. The coding region runs from base 1576 to 3948 and encodes 790 amino acids. Gene Ontology annotation, biological process: multicellular organism development; homophilic cell-cell adhesion; adherens junction organization. The record is from RefSeq and is a predicted model, not a curated record.
AUUGAGGUAAAAAGUCAAAUAAAGUAAGUAGACUCUCUGAGAGAUACCAAACACAAACUACCAAGGUGUCACUUUUACAAUGAAGGUACACUUGUAGCCAAUAAGUAGCAAUUUACCUGAGUAAGAAAUGUUGUUGGAUUUAAGUACCUUUCCGAGACUUACUGACAACCUGACCAAUGCGCCACUGCAGUACUGAGGGGGAACAUAGGACUCUUCAAGAUGCAAUCUUUUGGACACGUUAAACCAUCUGCUCUCUCAAGUAAUUGUACAAAGUACUAUAGUCCUUUAUUGAAGAGGAGUUUUUGGCUGGUAUUUAUAGGCUGAAAAGGGAUUGUUACACUGCUAUCUGUGUGUAAAUUGGCUGUUGUAAUUCCUGCAUUACAAUAAUGACUACUUACAAAUUAUCAAUGUUUUAAAAUUUAAUUAGGGCAUUGCAAGGGAAAAUAUUUGACUACCUGAAACUAUCAAUAAGUAUAUGGUUCUCAGCUGCAUUUUCAAUGGAAGGUUUAAGAGCUUCUCCCAAGUUAAGUCCACAUGGAAAUGUAGCACCAGAUGACAGAAGGAAAAAUCAUUUCCGUUGUACUCAGUACUGCCUUAACUUUGUGAGGCGCUCAUGGCUCCACGAGGAUUUUGUGAUUGUACAAAGCAUGUCCUGCUGACCUCACUGCUGUUGACCACGCGCAACAUGGUGCCACCUGUGAGAAUCAACCAUGCCAUAGACAAGUAUCAAGGCACUGCCCACUGACCACCCUGAUAAGCUUCUGAUGGCACACAACUGUCCAAAUUCUCCACUAUUUCAAGCAUUUCUGAUGACAAGUUAUUGCAAAUAAAUGAAGUGCACAAGGCAAAGAGUUCAGUGCACUACAGAACCACUGAUGGACUUGGGUCUGAGUCUAGUGGCAAUUCCAUUGAGGUUAGGUUGUUUUUGUUUUGUAUUGGAACAGAGCCAUUAUAUGCCAGAAGGCGAGAAUAGAUUUGAAGAAGGUGAUGAUAACCUCACUAGUUGUGCUUUAUGAACCCACCUCUUAUCUUGCUAAAAGGCAGUGGCCUGGAUGGCACCAUCAAGCAUUUUUGAGCUUCCCUGCUGCAGUGACCAGGUGCAAAUCUGGAAUGCAAAGAGACACUCAGUGUAGUUAGCCAUCAGUUCACUGUGAAGCCACUGCCUAGGAGUUAGUGCAAACCAGCUUGGUAACAUUGUCCAUGGCCAGCCAAGGUAGAUUAAAAGGACAUCCAACAAUCUCUUGCCUUUCUUGUGUCCACCAUACAUGUGCAUUGCAGUAUAUUGUUGGGAAUGCAUGCUUGAUUUUUCUUUGUCAUCCUCACAGAUUCUUCACAACUACCUUAUCUUCUUUUGCAGGUCUAGGACUGAUAAAGCUUGCCAUUAAUUGGAUGAACACCAUUAGAUUUUCCUGGCAGUCAAGUGAAGAACUCUUCUCAUAUGAAAACCUCCUCAACCGAGCACUCAAUAGAGAUAUUAUUUGACCAAAGACUGUUAUGCCUAGUUUCCAAAAACAGUUUGCAAAGUCUGAAUCCCUUCCCUUUUAAUCUCCACCAACUUUUCUUCUAACAAUUGGCAUGUUAAUUUGCAAUAUAAUGGGUAGUAAGUAUAUACAAGGAUCCUGCCUACUUCUGUGUCUAGUUGAUUUAGUGCAAGUACUGAAUGUUCAGCCAGCAACCACAGUAGGGAACAACCAACAUGAUAAGAUGCUGCAUCAUCGUGUGAAGAGAGGUUGGGUAUGGAACCAAUUUUUCGUGUUGGAAGAAUACACUGGAACAGAACCUUUAUACGUUGGCAAGCUUCAUUCAGACAUGGACAAAGGAGAAGGCUCUGUCAGAUACAUCCUGUCUGGUGAUGGAGCAGGUACUGUUUUCACCAUUGAUGACAACACUGGAGAUAUCCACGCAGUACAGAGACUGGAUCGGGAAGAGAAAUCUCACUAUACUCUGCGUGCCCAAGCCUUGGACAGAUGGACUGGUCAGCCGAUGGAACCGGAGUCUGAAUUCAUCAUAAAGAUCCAGGAUAUCAAUGACAACGAACCAAAAUUUCUUGAUGGACCUUAUGUAGCCAAUGUUCCUGAAAUGUCCCCAAUAGGUACGUCAGUAAUACAACUCACAGCGAGUGAUGCUGAUGAUCCCACAUAUGGAAACAGUGCACGAGUGGUUUACAGCAUCCUCCAGGGACAGCCAUAUUUCUCAGUGGAAGCAAGGACAGGCAUCAUCAGGACAGCUUUGCCAUAUAUGGACAGAGAGAUAAAGGAUGAAUACCUUGUGGUGGUGCAAGCCAAGGACAUGGGUGGACAAAUGGGCGGAUUAUCAGGCACAACAACUGUAAACAUCACCCUGACAGAUGUCAAUGACAAUCCUCCAAGAUUCCCUCAAAAGCUGUACCAGAUGAACGUGAUGGAGACAGCUUUGGUUGGCUCGGCAGUGGGAAGAAUUCUAGCAAAGGACGCAGAUGAGGGGCAAAAUGCAGAAUUGAGCUACAGCUUCAUCAAUGGCGAUGGGAUGAACGUAUUCGAGAUCAUCACAGAUGAAAGUAACCAAGUCGGGAUCAUCACCUUAAAGGAGCCAUUAGAUUUUGAAACCAAGGACAGCUAUAUGUUGGUUGUGGAGGGUACCAACACCCACCUGGAUCUUCGCUUUCUGAACUUUGGUCCAUUCCGAGAUACAGCCAGGGUGCGUCUGACAGUUGAGGAUGUGGAUGAGCCUCCACAGUUUGAUUCUCCCUCCUACAUGGUGGAGGUGUACGAAGAUGUCACGAUCGGAACCACUAUCCAAGUUGUUUCAGCAAAGGACCCAGAUGCAGCGAACAACUCCAUCAGGUAUUCAAUUGAGCGAUCCACGGAUCCUACAAGAUCCUUUUAUAUUGACAUCGCCUCAGGAGCUCUAAUGACUGCAAAGUCACUGGACCGAGAAGAUCUUUCUUGGCAUAAUAUCACCAUCCUAGCAAUGGAAAUGAAGAAUCCCACACAAAUUGGAAGUGUUUCAGUCUCAAUUAAAGUCCUUGACAUCAAUGACAAUCCACCAGAAUUUGUCAGGGAUCAUGAAGCCUACAUCUGUGAAAAUACCAAACCUGGUCAGCUGAUUCAAGUGGUCAGUGCCGUGGACCCAGAUAACCCUCAAGGGGGUCAUCACUUCUACUACAGCCUGGCUCCUGAGGCAGCGAACAACGCGAAUUUCACUGUGCGGGACAAUAAAGAUAACACUGCCUGGAUCCUGACCAGAAGAGGAGGGUUCAACCACCAGGAACAGGGCACCUUCUACCUGCCAAUUCUCAUAGCAGACGAUGGCCUCCCAAUGCAGAGUAGCACCAGCACCCUGACAAUUCGAAUCUGCGGCUGUGAUAUAGAUGGAAAUGUUCGGUCCUGCAAUGUGGAGGCCUUUAGCCUUCCCAUCAGCCUCAGCAGAGGAGCACUUAUUGCAAUUCUUGGGUGUAUCUUCAUCUUGUUGGUAUUAAUAUUGUUAAUUUUAACAAUGAGAAAACACAAGAAACAAUCCCUUAUUGUUGACGAGGAGGAAAACGUCCAUGAAAAUAUUGUGCGUUACGACGAUGAAGGCGGUGGUGAAGAGGACACGGAGGCCUUUGACAUUGCUGCCCUGUGGAAUCCCAGGGAAGCUCACUUGACAAAGUCCAGGAGGGACAUGCUGCCAGAAAUUGAAAGCCUGUCCAGGUACGUCUCGCAGUGCAGAUCAGGCGACGACAGCAUCAACAGCUACAUUCUGACAAAGUUGCACGAUGCCAACACGGACCCCUGUGCUCCCCCUUUCGAUUCCUUGCAGACUUACGCAUUUGAGGGGAAUGGCUCUAUAGCGGAAUCACUGAGCUCCUUCGAGUCAACCACAACAGACUUGGACUUCAAUUAUGAUUAUCUCACCGAGUGGGGACCUCGGUUCAAGAAACUGGCAGACAUGUACAGAGGCUCCGAGAGUGCUGAAGACUCAUUGUAGCCGGCAGGGAGAGCUUCUUGAUUAAUGGCAGCCUCUGUUGUUCAGCAUGGAUCUCUGCCCAUUUUGGUCAGAAAGCCCAUCAUCAAGAUGAAGUAUUUUUGGGGUUUCAACUGGGAUCGAGCAAACCAUGUAGGAAAUAGUGAAACUGCAGAUUGGCAGCUCAGACAGGCAGAACACAUGACAGGAAGGACAGGGGGGAAAAACUUGAAUCAUUAAAGUCACUAUCUGCCUGUUUAGAAGGACAGAAAAUAAAAAAAAUAAGGUAUCUCAACCUCUGAGGAUAAAAGUGAUUAUGUCUUGCCUCUGUAACACUGAAAUCUAUUCUAACACUGAGCAAUGGCAGCUCACACAGCAUCCCAGCCCUCACUUCAGUAAAUCAGAACGAGACUUGUUUGUUCAUUUUCAAAACUCACUGUAAAUAUCUAGGCAGGGAUGUGGAUUAUUAAUCAGGCCAUUGCCGCAGUCAUAGUGUAAACAGGUUUACAUUUUAUUUGGAAGUUCAUGCAGUGUCAUUCUGUGACCCGGUGGAUUGUUGAGUUAUGAAGAGCUCUGCCUUUCUGGUUUAAUUACAUGUCAAAAAAAAACAUUGUCCUUAUAUGUGAAAGAUUCCUAUAAGCUGAUGAAGUGGCUGUGCAGACGUCUGUCUGAAAAUCCAGCAAGAUUCAGGCUCUCCAGCUGAAUACACAAAGGAGGUUUGUAACUUCAGCAAGACAGCCCCUUCCCCCUCCCCAACAUCCAUAUGAUGGCAAAUCGGAAAUUGCAAGGGAAGCAAUUCUGGAUCCUUCUCUUCCUUAAAAUUUGCUUCGCAUCCAUAGUCGAACCCUUGGAAUUCGCAUUACUCAGCAGCAAGCCAGAGAAUGGAACUGAGGAAUGGACUCGUAGGUGGAGACUUGCAAACCCCAGCCUCAUCUGUUAAACACGGCAGCUUACAGAUGCACUGAAUUCAAGACACUCAGACCUUGGCUGAAUGUCUAAUACAGAAAGGCAACGCAGAUCAAACAAAUGCACAUUUUAAAAUGUAACAGAAUAGAUUGUAUUUAAAAUAGGAUGCAAAAAUAAUGACAUUUAAGUCGGUGUGAAAAAAUGUUAACCCAUUAUUUCCCUGACUCUGCAUGCAGUUAAAGGUAUACUGGAAUCAGAUAACUGUAAAUAGAUGAGCAAUGCUUUAAUGAAUUAUUGAUUCCGUUGUCCUGAAUACAGGAUAUGUGUCCAAUGGUGGCCAAUGCCUUUGAAAAUGGCUACUAAUCCGUUCAAUAUGACUGGACCAGGUUACGUUUUGAAAACAAAUUGAUUUAGUCUGGAUUUACAGUGCACAUUGGAGACAAGAGUUUGGUAGUCAGGGACUGCUGCCUUUGGUUUUGUGUACUUGCUGCAUAAAGACAGAACUUACCACUCACUGUGUUUUAUCUGUCUUGUGACAGAUGAGACUUGUAAAAGGUACUCUGAUUUCAAGGACAAAAUGGUGAAAAUGUGCAUCUUUAACAACAAAAACUGUAUUUUCUUGUUUAUGGAAAAUUUUUGUACAUUUGUUAAUUUCUUAAAAAAAUGAAUAUUGAUGUGCUGCUUGU